Molecule: messenger RNA, 303 nt
Organism: Fusarium keratoplasticum
Lineage: Eukaryota; Fungi; Ascomycota; Sordariomycetes; Hypocreales; Nectriaceae
Exons: 2
Coding region: 1-303 (100 amino acids)
Source: RefSeq, a predicted model, not a curated record
AUGAAGUUCGCCGCUGUCGUCGCCGCGUUCGCUUCCGUCGCUGCUGCCGCCCCCAGCGGAGUCAAGGCCUCGAUGGCUUGCACGCCCGGUACCUAUGCUUGCACUAGCGAUGCCAAAGGCUGGCAGGUCUGUACCAUCUACGGCCUGUCCGGCAACAUCACCGGCCAGCCUGGUAACAUCACUGGCCAUUUUGUGUUCGCUGGUACUUGCCCUUCCGGCACCUCAUGCCAGUUCCUCCAGGCCAGCAAAAGCCCUUACUGCGUUCCUCCUGGCUUCAAGCUCCCUCAAGGUUCAAGCCAUUAA